This is a messenger RNA of Acanthopagrus latus (yellowfin seabream), 1541 nucleotides long. RefSeq names its product claudin j (gene cldnj). Gene Ontology annotation, cellular component: plasma membrane; bicellular tight junction. The coding region runs from base 158 to 793 and encodes 211 amino acids. Gene Ontology annotation, biological process: bicellular tight junction assembly; cell adhesion. The transcript is spliced from 2 exons. Lineage: Eukaryota; Metazoa; Chordata; Actinopteri; Spariformes; Sparidae. Gene Ontology annotation, molecular function: structural molecule activity. The record is from RefSeq and is a predicted model, not a curated record.
UGCAUGUCUUCUCACCGCUGAGGAAAACUAUCGAUAAAUCGAGUGGGACCCCCCCGACUGCGGAGAGCACCACAUUUUAUCUCCCAGAACGACCUGCAGGAGUCGACUACAACCCUUCUGACAUCACUGCAAGGGUGUGGGAGUCCUCAUCGGCCCCAUGGCUCUGCAGGAGCUGGGUAUCAGCCUCUCCAUGAUCGGCUUCGCUGGGACCAUCCUGAUCUGCGCUCUGCCCAUGUGGAAGGUGACCGCGUUCAUCGGCACCCACCUGGUGGUCAUGCAGGUGUUCUGGGAGGGUCUGUGGAUGACUUGUGUCAGUGAGUACACGGGUCAGAUGCAGUGUAAGCUCUACGACGCCCUGCUGGACCUGUCGCCGGACCUCCAGGCAGCUCGAGGCCUCAUCUGCAUCAGCCUGGUGCUGGGAUGUUUGGGAUUCCUCAUCUUCCUCCUGGGAGCUCGCUGCACCAACUGCCUGAGCCACCCGAGGAUCAAGGCUCGCCUGGUGCUGAGUUCGGGGGCCACCUUCUGUCUGGGAGCCCUGACCACUAUAGUUUCUGUUUCCUGGACGGCCAACUCCAUCAUCAGCGACUUUCACAACCCACGAGUCCCUGAGGUGCUGAAGAGGGAGCUUGGAGCGGCCAUUUAUAUAGGCUUUGUCACCUCUGGGCUGCUGUUUAUAGGAGGAGCCAUUCUGUGCACGAGCUGCCCCCCACAGAGGCCCAGGUUCCCCACCAGUGGGUACACACUAGCCAGGACACCCACACACAGCAGCUACGCCGUCAAGAACUACGUGUGAGGUGACGACUGAGGGCCGAACACAGAUCAGAUCAGAAAACACGUCACAAACAAUUUCCCACUUCAGGAUUAAAGGAUGAAACUGUGUGAUAGAAGCAAAUAGCCGUAUGUACAUACACUGAUGACUAACAAGUGAAGUGAAUAACAUUGAUUGUGUGGCGAUGCAAUGUCCUGCGAGGAAACGCCAUGUUCUGGUAUCAUGUGGGUGACACGCACCAUCAACCCUGUUGCAGAACAAGUACACCCUCUCGUGGCCACAGCACUCCCCAAUAUCAUUGUUCCUCCUGUCAAUGUUUCCUGACAAACUGCAGGAAGGAACGACCUGUGGAGCGUGUGUUGAGUCUUAUAAGUUCGUAGUUGUAGAUUUGUAGACGUACAUCUCCCUCUCUGCCCGCCCAGAAGGUAGAGUUACGCUAAGAUCAUGUUCAGAUUCACGAGCUUCUGUGUUCAGAGGUUCUUCUUCCCCUCCCUGAACAGUAUCUCAUCCACAGUGAGGAGGAGGAACACUUGUUGUGGCAGCUGUAGGUCGAUAAGCUCACAUUUGGAGCAUUUCUGGUCCUCUAACAUCUUCACUACAUCUCACACGAGAGAUGCAUCAGCUCCAUGAACUCCAAAUGCUCCCAUCAACCUGGUUUAGUUAAGCAUGUGUCCACUGAAUGUGCUCAACAGAGGGUUCUGAUAUAUUCAGGGUUCAGAGAUAGCUUUAUAUGGAUAUUCUUCAUUAGGUUUAAUUAGACAUGGAUGACAAA